This is a messenger RNA of Agelaius phoeniceus (red-winged blackbird), 2331 nucleotides long. The record is from RefSeq and is a predicted model, not a curated record. NCBI's taxonomy places the organism in Eukaryota, Metazoa, Chordata, Aves, Passeriformes, Icteridae.
CUGAGGGGGAAGGGCGUGGCCUGCCGUGAGGGCGGCCCAAGAUGGCGGCGCGGCCGUGGCCGCUGCUGCCGCUGCUGCUGCUGCUGGCGGGGCCGGAGCGGGACCCGGGCGGCUCCUCCGGGCGGCUCCGCCUGGGGCUGGGGCUGGGGCCCGGCCCGGCCCUCGGGUAUUUCCCCGAGGAGCGCUGGAACCCGGAGUCGCCGCUGCGGCCGCCGCGCGUGGCCGUGGCGCUGCUGGCGCGGAACGCGGCCCACGCGCUGCCGCUGGUGCUGGGAGGGCUCGAGAGGCUGCGGCACCCCAAGGACAGGAUGGCGCUGUGGGUGGCCGUUGACCACAGCAUUGACAACACCUCCUCGCUGCUGCAGGAGUGGCUGGGCCGCGUGCGGAGCCGCUACCACCGCGUGCUCUGGAGGCACCAGGAGGAGCCCACGUCCUUCCCCGACGAGGAGGGGCCCAAGCACUGGAGCCCCGCCCGCUACGAGCACGUGAUGAGGCUGCGCCAGGAGGCCCUGGAGGCCGCCCGGGCCAUGUGGGCCGAUUACCUGCUGUUCCUGGACGCAGACAAUGUCCUGGUGCACCCCGACGCUCUGGCCGUGCUGCUGGCUGAGAACAGAACCGUGGUGGCGCCGAUGCUGGACUCGCGCGCGGCCUACUCCAACUUCUGGUGCGGCAUCACCCCACAGGGCUAUUACCGCCGCACGGCCGCCUACCUGCCGAUCCGGCGCCGGGAGCGCCGCGGCUGCUUUGCGGUGCCCAUGGUGCACUCGACGUUCCUGCUGGACCUGCGCCGCGAGCGCGCGCGGCACCUGGCCUUCCACCCGCCCCCGCCCGGCUACGCCGGCCCCCUCGACGACAUCCUGGUGUUCGCCGCCGCCUGCCGCCACGCCGGGGUUCAGAUGUUCGUGUCCAACCGGGAGCAGUUUGGGUUCCUGCCGGUGCCGCUGCGAUCCCAGAGCUCCCUGCAGGACGAGGCCGAGAACUUCCUGCACGUCCAGCUGGAGAUCAUGGUGAAGCUCCCUCCGGCCGAGCCUUCCCCGCACGUGUGGGUCCCUCCCAAGGUCCUGGACAAGCUGGGAUUUGAUGAGGUGUUCCUGAUCAAUCUGCGUCGCCGUUCCUGGCGCCGGCUGCGGAUGCUGCGCUCGCUGCACGCGCUGGGCGUGGCCCCCAAGCUGGUGGAGGCCGUGGACGGGCGGGCCCUGAACCGCAGCCAGGUGGAGGCGCUGGGGGUGCGGAUGCUGCCCGGGUACCGGGACCCCUUCCAUGGGAGAGCCCUGACCCACGGCGAGGUGGGCUGCUUCCUCAGCCACUUCCGGGUCUGGCAGGAGAUCUCGGCGCGGGGCCUGCAGCGCUCGCUGGUGUUUGAGGACGAUCUGCGCUUCGAGGUUUUCUUCCGCAGCCGCCUGACGGAGCUGAUGGAGCAGCUGGAGCGGGCGGCCAUCGACUGGGACCUCAUCUACCUGGGCCGGAAGCGCCUGGAGCCGGAGCGCUCGGAGCGCGGCGUGCCGGGCGUGCGGCAGCUGCUGCGCCCGGGCUACUCCUACUGGAGCCUGGGCUACGCGCUGUCCCUGCGCGGCGCCCGCAAGCUGCUGGCGGCCGAGCCCCUGGGCAAGAUGAUCCCCGUGGACGAGUUCCUGCCCCUCAUGUUCGACCGGCACCCCAGCCCCGAGUACUCCCGGCACUUUUCCCGCCGGGACCUGCUGGCGUUCUCGGCGGAGCCGCUGCUGCUCUUCCCCACGCACUACACGGGGGAGCCCGGCUACGUCAGCGACACCGAGAGCGGCCCCGAGAGAGCCCCGGGCGGGGACCCUGGGAACGAGGAAUUCCCAUGGGAACCCCCGGAUUCCCAACCCUGGAGCCCCCCGGAGCCCCCCGGAAUCCGGGACGGGGGCGGGGACCAGGAAUUCCCAAGGGAAUCCCAGGAUUCCCAACCAUGGAAUGACGGCGACGCCCGCGACGAGCUCUGACCCCGGAAUCCCCAAAAUUUGGGAUUUUUGGGAAAGUUCCCUCAGGAAUCCCGGAAUUCCCAACCAUGGUAGGGCACCAAGAGCCCCCCAAAAAUAUCCCCAAAAUUUGGGAUUUUGGGGGGAAAAAUUCCCACAGGAAUCCCAACCCCAGUGUGACACUAAAAGCCCCCAAAAACAUUCCCAAAAUUUGGGAUUUUUGGGGGAAAAUUCCCUCCGGAAUCCCAGAAUUCCCAACCGUGGAACAACGGCGACGCCCGUGAUGAGCUCUGAUCCCGGAAUCCCCAAAAUUUGGGAAAAUGGCAGGAAAUCCCAUGGGAAUUCUGGAAUUCCCAACCAUGGUAGGACACCAAAAGCCCCCCAAAAAUAU